AUGGCUACCGGGCAACAUCCCGAGCCAGCUCCAGGGGAAAUGGCAGCUAAUGCGGCACCUGAGAGCCCAGUGGUGGUGAUAGGGCAAGAGUUCGUGACACAGCACCCCGUAGACCUAGAAAUGAUGCAGAAAACAUUUAGUCUUGGAAUGAAUGAUUGUAAGGUUACUGAUGAAGAUGGAAAUCUCAUUUUCCAAGUCAAAAGCAAGAUCGCAACAGUUCGUGAUAUACGAUAUUUGCAAGACGCAUAUGGUAACAUUCUUGUUUCUCUUAAACAUAAGCUAAUGACUGCACAUGGAAGGUGGGAGGUUUUCAGAGGAGAAAGCAUAGAGCAGAAAGAUUUACUUUUCUCGGUCAAGCAGUCAUCACUGUUCCAAUUAGUUUCGAGCAAGUUACAUGUAUUCCUACCUACUAACACGACAGAAAGCGUUCCUGAUUUUAGGAUCGAAGGAGCUUUUAUCGAUAGUUCAUGCACUAUAUAUCUUGGAAAUUCCAACACCAUUGUUGCACAAAUGCAUCAGCAACACAAUCUUAAAUCCACGAUAAGGUGGAAAGACGAUUUUCAAGUAACGGUGUGCCCAAAUGUUGAUUAUGCUUUUAUAAUAGCUCUUGUGGUAAUUCUUGAUGCGACCGAGGAUAAUGAUGACAAAAUUUAA
This is a messenger RNA of Populus euphratica (Euphrates poplar), 654 nucleotides long. RefSeq names its product protein LURP-one-related 10-like. The transcript is spliced from 3 exons. Bases 1 to 654 code for a protein of 217 amino acids. Lineage: Eukaryota; Viridiplantae; Streptophyta; Magnoliopsida; Malpighiales; Salicaceae. The record is from RefSeq and is a predicted model, not a curated record.